GCCUGAUCUUGGCCUCUCUUUCUUUUCUCUGCCUCUUUCCUUUUGAAGGGAAAGUGGGUUAAAGAAAUAUCAGUUUGGUUUGUGGUGAAGAAAUAGAGAGAAAGAGAGAGAGGGAGAGGGAAGAUGGACAUGUACGGGCUUUCAACUCCGGAAGUGUUUCAUAUUGAUGAUCUUUUGGAUUUGUCCAACGAAGAGCUUUUUUCAUCUGCUUCUACUUCCACCAACAACGACACUUUCCCUCCUUCUGAAACCACUUUCAGCUACGCCUCCUCUUCCUCCGCCGCCUUUCAUCCCUCUUUCUCCGACAAGGACUUCACCCACGACCUUUGCCUUCCCAGUGAUGAUGUGGCUGAGCUGGAGUGGUUGUCGCAGUUCGUAGAUGAUUCUUUCAGCGACUUCCCGUCGAACUCGCUCGCCGGAAUCAUUAACCCUAGAAAUGACCACUCGUCGUUUUCAAGCAAAGCUUGGAACAAGCGUUCCAGAGCGCCACCAACAACCUCUAAGACGAAAAGGGAAGUCCAGCGCCAAGCAUCGCCAGCUGCGGCGGAAACAGGGGUUCGGCGAUGUACACAUUGUGCGUCGGAGAAGACACCGCAGUGGAGGACGGGACCAUUAGGGCCAAAGACGUUGUGCAACGCUUGUGGGGUUCGGUAUAAGUCGGGUCGUCUCGUGCCCGAGUAUCGACCUGCGGCAAGCCCGACAUUCGUGCUGACAAAGCACUCGAACUCGCACCGGAAGGUGUUGGAGCUGCGCAGGCAGAAGGAGCUGUCGGGACAGCAGCAGGAGCAUGAACACCGUCACCACCGCCACCAGCAACAUCAACGCCGCCAACAGCAUGACUUUGAGGUGUGCUGACGUGCUAAAAUCUUAGUGUUGUUACUGUAAUUCCGUUCAAUGAGAGUGCACUAUUUUGGACCCUUUUGGCAAUGUUCAUCAUCAUCAUCAAACGUGUCAUUUCUUCGUUUCUCUUU
Molecule: messenger RNA, 971 nt
Organism: Hibiscus syriacus
Lineage: Eukaryota; Viridiplantae; Streptophyta; Magnoliopsida; Malvales; Malvaceae
Product: GATA transcription factor 4-like
Exons: 2
Coding region: 124-855 (243 amino acids)
Biological process (GO): positive regulation of DNA-templated transcription
Cellular component (GO): nucleus
Molecular function (GO): zinc ion binding; sequence-specific DNA binding
Source: RefSeq, a predicted model, not a curated record